AUGUCUGAAAAAUCUGUUUUACCGAGUAAGCUCUCGGAAGGUCCCCAUGGCUUAGGUGAUCCUGAAGAUAGAAGCUUGCGCAAAGUUGAGAAAGAUGUAUUGAUUCCGAAACUUAUUAGGGAAAAGGCAAAGAAAGAAAAAUGUAUUCAGGAAGUAACUGAUUUUGAAAGUUGUUGCAAGGAUUCAUCUCUUCUGAUGGUUGUCAAGUGUAGAAAUCAAAAUUCUGCCCUAAAAGAUUGCUUGAGCGAGUGGUAUCAAAAUGAGGAUUUCAAAAAGCUAUGUACUGAAGAAUAUUUGGCUCAAAGAAGUGAAUACAGAAGAACUGGUAUUAGGAAACCUAUCAAAAGGGCUUAG
This is a messenger RNA of Spodoptera littoralis (African cotton leafworm), 354 nucleotides long. The record is from the annotation of a GenBank genome assembly. NCBI's taxonomy places the organism in Eukaryota, Metazoa, Arthropoda, Insecta, Lepidoptera, Noctuidae.